AUGACGGCCUUCCAGGGCAUGCAAAGUCGGCAGGACAUGAACACUAAACGACCGAAAAGGAAAAAUAAAAAGCGAGAACUGCAGCUUCCGUCCGUAUUUAUAAAUAACAGUUGGAGUUCCGACGAAUACUCAGAGGAACCGGAAAUUUUCGGACAAAAUACCAUACUUUCGGUUCAAUCACCUAUUCGUUGUUCGAAAAUUUCCCCGAGACAACUUAAUGAAAGGAUGCACUUUUGGAGAAAUGUAAAAUCUGGAAAGCACAGAUUCCAGAAAGGAGUUCGCAAAUACGGAAACAUUUCUGAAAAUGGUAUAUAUAGUGAUAGUGUGGAUAAAUUAUACAAACUUGUUACACGGGAAAACUCCGUUAUGCUGCCGCCAUUACAAACAUCCGGCAGAAUAAAAUCGAACAUUUCUAAUUACAUUGAUAUGGCGGAAAAGAAAUACGUCAUGAAAGAUUUUAAGACGGAAGGGAGAAUAUCAAAAUUUGCACGUGAUGAAGUGUAUUUUCCAAGCGUCAACAAAGACCUUUUCACAUGUUACGAAUGCAGACGACGCUACGUUAGCGAUAUGUUCACCGAAGCGUUCGCCGCGAGGAACUCUAAAAAGCCCCAAUGUGUUGCCAUUAAUGCGCCGAAUUCUAAGAAACACAAAAAGGCCUUCGUCAAAAGUCGUGGAACACGUGCACAAUUCUGUGACGUUUUGGGGAAACGUUUCUGCUCAGAAUGUGGGGAAUCUGAGAACAGAAGAAUGGGUCAGACCAUUUUGGAUACAUAUAGACCAGAGCGAAAAAACGACGAAUCGCUCAGACACAUGACCCCCAGGAAGUCUCUUAACCGGAAGUACGUCAUCAUUGAUCCAAUACCUACAGUUGUAACCUACGACGAAAGCUGA
This is a messenger RNA of Ylistrum balloti, 891 nucleotides long. RefSeq lists its product as uncharacterized. The transcript has a single exon. The coding region runs from base 1 to 891 and encodes 296 amino acids. Lineage: Eukaryota; Metazoa; Mollusca; Bivalvia; Pectinida; Pectinidae. The record is from RefSeq and is a predicted model, not a curated record.